GACCUCUCGCAGCGAAUUGUCUCUGGUGUGAGGCACUUGGAGAUAGAGGCGCUCGCAGGAGCUGGGGAGGACACGGGCGACAACGGUGACAUGCACAACAGCGAAGCACGGGAAAGCCUGCAGAGGGCUGUGCGCUUGCAGAUGGAAAUGGAGCAGCUGAAGACCAGGAUGGACAGCCUCAAAGGCGGAGAUGAUUUGCUGCUUGCUGGGCACCUGCUGGACUGCCGAGAAGCAUUGAGACGUUUGGCGGACCAGGCAGCUGCUGAGAAUCAGAAGGCUGAGAACAACCAAGGCGAUGGCAACUUACUGUGGAAGCAACUCGCCAGCGACCUUGAGGAGGUGCAGAAGGACUUGGAUGCGAAGCUGUCCAGCAAAGUGCCCAGAGGCUGGCGGGGCAUGACGAGGAGCCAGACUGGAACUUCGGAGGCCUCAAGAUGGCUAAGCCGGCUGAAGGAGGCGGCCUCGCGCGCUGCACUCUUCGCCCGGGCGGUGCGCUCACGGAAGGACAAGGAGCAGCUUCAGAAGCUCCAGGAGCAGCUCUUGAGCGAGCUGCAGAGCUCAGAGGCUGAAGCUGCGGAAGGAGGGGCUCGGGGCGACAAGUGGAAGCAGCUACACAGCCUGUGGUCGCGAUUGAAAGGCGAGUUGGAGCAGGCGAAGCAGCUUCCAUCAGGAACUUCCCAGGAUGCUGCAAGCCGACUUACGAGCUUCGUUGCAGCCCGCCGCUCCAAGCUGACCUCGCAAAAGCGCAGCCAAACGCAGCCACUGGGAUCUCUGGCAGAGGAUGUGGACAAAGCCGCCGCAGAGAAGAUUCGCGAAGACUUGGAGAAGCUCCGGCGCAAAGUGAAGCAGCUCCCUGGCAAGGCCGGCUCCGAGCAGCAGCUCCUGAUGGCCGGAUUUUUGCAGCUGCAUGGGGAGGAGCUGGCGGCGCUGAAAGAUGCGAUCAAGGACCGUGCAGACAAGGCUGUGGAUAUGGACGACAUGGCCGACCUCAGCUGGCAGCAGCUACGUGCUGAUUUGGAGGAUUUGGAAGCCCAGCUGUCUGGAGCAAGCACAUCUGCAGGUCGUUUGACUGCCGGAAUAGGUUCAAGACUGCUUUCGCCCAAGAAGGGCGGGAAGCUCGCGCCAUUGAAGAAAACGGAGCCUGAUGUGUCAAAGGACUUGGCCCAGGCUGCAGGCAGUUUUUUGCAAGCCUCUGAAGCGCUUGCAAAGAUCAGGCAACGGCAGCUUGAGGAGACCAAUCCAAUGCUUCGAUUGGGGCAAGCAGUGUCAGACGAGCAGGCCCUGGCGGAGUUGGAGAAGGAUGUGGCAACGGCGCUGGCCAAUUGUCGAGGUCAAGGAGACGAGAAGGCCACUCUGCAACUGCUCUGGCAGAAACUGCAGGAAGAGCUUGCAGAGGCGCGCGCCACAGCUGCGAAGGACCAAGACAUAGGAGAUACUUCGAGUGGGUUCUCGGCUCACUUGCUUGCCUCGCAAUCUGAUGAGGAGAUCUUUUCGGACGAAUUGGAGGCAGACUAUGGCGCCGAGCGGCAGAGUGCCUGGGGCUGGGGUGACCAAGGCCAAGGCCAAGGAGCCCAGAGGAAGGCUUCGGGGCGCGAGCACUUGCUGUCUGCCCUGAAGCUUCUGCAACAGGACCUACAGGAUGAGGAUUCCCCGCAAGUGGAGAGGCUUGCGGCGCUCUGCCGCUCUUUGGGCCUGCUAGACCCAGAGAAGAGCCUCAAGGAUGGUUUGCGCUCCAGGCAGGCAUGGGGCGCUAGUGCCCUGAAUGCCGCAGGUACAGAAAAGGACUCGCGGUCGAGUUCAGACCGUGACGCCUUGCAGUCGGUGCUGAACAUGUUGCAGAGAAACGUGGAGGUUGGCGGCGAUAACAGCGAGUCGAUGCAGAUGCUGGCCGCGAUUUGCAGCAAGCUUGGACUGAGCACAGAGAGGGGCGUUGAUGAUUCCCCGCUUCCAGAGGAGGUGCAGCGGCGAGCGGCCCGCUUGGAGGAGCAGUUGGAGCUGCAGCGGCAAAACCUGCAGAGGCACAAGGAGGCAGCAGCCGUGCUUGCGGGGCAUUCGCUUCUGCAUCAAAGCCUGAUAGAGGGCGCAGCGCAAGAGCGUGAUGCCUGUGCCAGAGACUGCGAAUUGGCUUUGCAGGACGCCUCUCCGAAAGAGUGCGAGAGAUUGGCCGCGCAGAGCGAAGACCUCCAGCAGCUCUGGCAGAGCUGCGCCGCUGGCGCGCAGCGCCUGCGCCAAGAGCUGGCAGAGGCGGCUGCCACAGACCCCAGUACCCGGGCCUUGCUCAACGCCCUGGACACCGCGCCGAAUUUGGGCGCGGCCUUGCGGGCGCUGGCGCGUUUGGAUGACCAGCUCGAGCAGCAGCGGGCCGCUCUAAGGGCGCGUGGCAGGCGCCGGCCGGGGGAUUUGGAUGAAGCCACACUGAUCGGCCUCAUCGAGAAGAAGAACAAGGCACUGAGGCAACUCGCUGAGGCCGCCAACGGCAGGCUGGAGGACGAAGCGUGGCGAGCAGUCUACGACGCCUGGCGCGGGCAGAUUUCCGGUGGCCUGGAGCAGCUAUUGGCAGUGGACAUCUCUGGUGCUGGCAGCCCCACACAUGGGAACGAGGUGUCAGCGAACUCUUCCGCAGCCUUAGAGGCGCGUGGACGCCUCGCUGGGUUGGAGGAGGAAUGUGAGCGCCGCCGGCUUCAGGCCAAGCGAGGGAAUGGCUGGAUGGGCUCGAAUGUGCAGCUGGAUGCCGAUCAGGAGCUGUCGGAAUCUUUGCUGGACUCAGAGGGAGCGAAGGGCAAUGAAUUGAAGCUUCUGGAGGAGCAGCUCCGCAGGGUUCAGAGCAGCCUCGGCCGUGAAGGGGGUCAGGACUCGACGAUGGCUGCUGGCCUGCUUGUGCAUGACAGCGCGUUGGACAGCAUUGCCCAACAGCUGGAUAAGUACCGCCGCCGCCUCGCGCAGGAUCCAGGCAACAAAGAGCUGGAGGCUCAGUGCGAUGCGCUGAGUGAACUUCUGCAAGGCUGCAGGGGGUUGGCAGAUGCCAAGAUGCGGGAGAUUCUGGAGGGAGGAGAUCCGGCUGCAGCGGCGGUGCUGGCGCUUAGACGCACUGGCAAGAUGGCAUUCACAGAUGACGACCGGCAAGCGCUGCUGGAAGAGGCGCUUCGGCGCUUGGCGCGCUUCGACGACCAGCUGGAGAGGCGGAAGGCCACCUUGGCCAGGCGGAGGAAAAGGGGGCAGUCCGCAGAUUUGGAUGAUGACGAUCUCAGACAGCUGCUCGCGGACAAGGCAAAUGCCUUACAGCAACUGGAGGAGCUGUUGGAGGCCUCGGGGGGCGACCCGGCGCUGCGGCAGCUGCGGGAUCUGUGCCGAGAUCGGCUGGCGGCGGACCUCUCGCAGCUCGUGGUCUCGAGCGAUGGCCUUGCCGGCCGCGAGGGCUGCGACCCCUCCGAGCUGCUGGCGGAAGCGCGGCGCCGCUUGGCAGUGCUGGAGGAAGAGACGGCUGGUCAGCGGUUUGCCCGGCGCCGGCGCGCCAGCGAGGAUCCCAGCACAGUCGCAGGGAUGGCUAGUCACAUUCAACGCCUGGAGGAGCAACUUCAAGAACUGCGCAGCAGAAUGCAGCGCCUGCGAGGUGACAUCGGCCAGCCCGACAAGGACUCGGCAAUGCUGGCGGCACAUGUACUGGAACACGAGCGCUCUUUGGAGGACAUGGCGCAUGAGUGGCAGCGCUGCCAACGCCAAUUGCAGUGCACGGAGGUGUCCAGUUCCCACGGCCAGGAAGACGAGCUGCAGGCCCAGUCGGACCUUGUGGGGGACCUGCUUCGUGGGUGCCGAAGUUCCAAUGCGGCGCUCGCCCGGGAGAUCGCCGAGGCCAGCUUGGACGAUCCAGCCAUCGCGGCAAUUCUGUCAAAGCGCACGGACAAGAAGGCCUUUGCUGAUGACGAUCGGCAAGCGCUGCUGGAGGAGGCGCUUCGGCGUCUGGCACGGUUCGACGACCAGCUGGAGAGGCAGCGGGGCGCUCUGGCAAGGCGGAGGAAAAUGGGGCAGUCUGCGGAUUUGGACGAUGACGAUCUCAGGCAGCUCCUUGCAGACAAGGCAACCGCCCUGGAGACACUGGAGGAGCUGUUGGCGACCUCGGGGGGCGACCCGGCGCUGUGGAGGCUGCGAGAUCUGUGCCGAGAUCGGGCGGCGGACCUCGAGCAGCUCGUGGCCUCGAGCGAUGGCCGUGCCGGUCGCGAGGGCUGCGACCCCUCGGCGCUGCUGGCGGAAGCGCGGCGCCGCUUGGCAGUGCUGGAGGAAGAGACGGCUGGUCAGCGGUUUGCCCGGCGCCAGCGCGGCAGAGCAGCCGAGAAGGAUCCCAGCACAGACGCAGGGAUGGCCAGUCACAUUCAACGACUGGAGGAGCAACUUCAAGAGCUGCGCGGCAGAAUGCAGCACGUGCGGGGUGACAUCGGCCAGCCCGACAAGGACUCAGCAAUGUUGGCGGCACACGUGCUCGCUCACGAGAGCUCUUUGGAGGAGAUGGCACGUCAGUGGCAGCGCUGUCAAUUCCACUGCACGGAGGCCCAGUCGGACCUUGUGGGGGACCUGCUUCGUGGAUGCCGAAGUUCCAAUGCGGCGCUCGCCCGCGAGAUCGCCGAGGCCAGCUUGGAUGAUCCAGCCGUCGCGGCAAUUCUGUCAAAGCGCACGGACAAGAAGGCCUUUGCUGAUGACGAUCGGCAAGCGCUGCUGGAGGAAGCGCUUAGGCGCCUAGCGCGGUUCGACGACCAGCUGGAGAGGCAGCGGGGCGCUCUGGCAAGGCGGAGGAAAAUGGGGAAGUCGGCGGAUUUAGACGAUGACGAUCUCAGGCAGCUCCUUGCAGACAAGGCAACUGCCCUGGAGACACUGGAGGAGCUGUUGGAGACCUCGGGGGGCGACCCGGCGCUGCGGAGGCUGCGGGAUCUGUGCCGAGAUCGGGCGGCGGACCUCGAGCAGCUCGUGGCCUCAAGUGAUGGCCCUGGCCGCGAGGGCUGCGACCCCUCCGCGCUGCUGGCGGAGGCGAGGCGCCGCUUGGCAGUGCUGGAGGAAGAAACGGCUGGUCAGCGGUUUGCUCGGCGUCGGCCCGGCAGAGCAGCCGAGAAGGCAUCGUCCCGCGCAGGGCAGCAUGGUCCUCCGAAGAUGCCGUUGACCGAUGAUGCGAAGGCCCGGCAAGCUGCGCUGGCCGACGCGGCAAGACGAUUGGCAUGUUUCGAGGAGCAACUGGACACCCAGCGCCAGGGUCUCCUGAAGCGCCGCCGCGCGCCCGCGGCUGAGGCCGACGGGGUGCUUGCAGCCCACGCCUUGCUCCACACCAGUUCUAUCGAUGCGCUGGCUUCAGAGCGGGAUGCCUGCUACCAGCACUGCCAGAAGCUAUUGCAGGAGGCAUCCGUCGAGUCCUGGACAGAGGAUGAGAAGGUGGCCUGCCAGCGACUGGCAGCGCAGUGUGAGUCGCUGAGCGAUACUUGGAGCUCCUGCGCACAGAGUGCUGAGCUUCUCAGCAAGGACGUGUCCAAGGCAGCUCCCUCUGCCCUCACAUCCAUCUUGCGCAGUGAUGCAGACGACACGCAGGCAGCCCUUGCGGAGGCACUGCGCCGGGUGGCGCGCUUCGACCAUGAGCUGGAGCAGCAGCGCUCCUUGCUGCAGAGGCGACCAGCGCCAAACAAAGCAAUGAAUGAUGCCAUCCUGUCAUCCUUGGUGGAAGAGAAGAAAACCGCCCUGGCGCAAUGCGAGGAGAAUGCGAGUGACGUUGCUUGGAAGGAAGUCCGUGAACUUUGGCAGGGCCCACUGACGUCUGGCUUGGAGAAGCUCACGGUGUCUCUCUCCGAGGCGAAGAGCAGCCCGUCGCGCCUCCUAGAAAAGCCAGACACAUCGGCAGCUCUCGCGGAAGCUCGCAGACGCCUGGUCACGCUGGAGGAGGAGACGGAUCGCCAGAGGGUUGGCCUGCGCAAGCGCGGGAGAGCUGAGGAGGCGCAGCGGCGCAAGCUGCAGCAGCUGGCGGCGAACGCGGCGGAGUUUCAGGAAAUCGCCACGGAGCACUGCCAAGGACUGAAAGAGCAGCAGAACAACCUCAGCGAGGCCAUGGAAAAAGACUUGGACCCCAUGGAGGAGAUCGAAGCCUGGCGCCAGCAGGUGGGCCUCGAGGAGCUUCAGGCAGCUGCCAGCAGAAUGUCGGAGCAGCUGGCAACCAUUGAGGAGGAGGAAGACCUGGAAGCUUCCGAAUUGCCCGCCGAUGUGAGCUCGCCGAAGCGCUGGUUGAGCAACACCAACACAGACACAGCAGCUGCGAAGCAGCAGUGCCAAGUCAUGCAGGCGCGGCUCUUGGAGAUGCGGGAGGAUGAAGAGCGAGAAAGGCUCCUGCUGCGGCGGCGGCAGCAGCAAAGGCCAGUGAAGGAGUCACCUGCGCAAGCAGAGUCGGCCGCGCGGGAGACGGAAGAGAGCUCCAGGGACUUGCUGCUAAAGCUGUUGCGGGAUGCUGCCCGGGCCGAGCACCGCGAUGUCUUCUUCUUUGACAACGGCGACAUCAACGACGGCACCGGGCUUUCUGCCUCCGCAGAGGAUCAUGUGGCUUUUCUAGCGCCAGUGAUGCGACGCUGGGUGCUGAAUGGACAGGCGGGGUAUGACGCCCUAAAUCUGGGGAACCACGAGCUGUAUCAGCGAAACGGGCAUGGACUCCUGCCGGGCCCUGAAUGUCCCAUCGUGGGCCUGCAGGAGUCUGGGUACAUCGCCUCCUGGCGAGGAAGAUACCUGACCGCGAACGUGGUUUGGUCCAACAGCUCUCAGCCCGUGGGAGAUCGCUAUGCAGUACUGCAGGGGGACUUUGGAACUAAGUUGCUUGCCUUUGGCUUCUUGUACAACAUGGACGACCACUGUGAUGCAGUCAAGGUCCUUGAUGUCGAGUCUGUGGUUAAAUCGGAUUGGUUCUUGAGCGCCCUGGAUCAGCAGUGCGAUGCUGUGGUGGUUCUAGCUCACAUGGACUAUCGAGACACGCUGGUGGACGUGAUUUUUCAGGCGAUUCGAAGAAGGAUGGGGGCAAAGAAGCCCAUCCAAAUCCUGGCUGGGCAUUCGCACAUUCGCGGCUACAGGCAGCUGGACGACUUUGCCUCCGUCUAUGAAGCCGGCUGCAAGCUUGACACGGUGGGAUUUCUGUCCUUUGAGCGAAUUUCCGACGGCAGCGCCUUGCGGUUUCACCAUGCCAACAUCACGGGCAGCCGACUUGACUUAGCAGGCGCCCUAAAUCGCACGCCGCAGCAGCUGCGCCCCAGCGCGGGUGUGCAUCAAGCGCUGGAGUUGGCGCGUCGGAGGGCGAACAGCGAUGAUGUCCUGGGUUGCGCUUCUGACCACUACCACUUGGCCUCGCCCUUGCAGGAGAGUGGCUCAUUGUGGUCUUUUUACAUGAAUACUGUUCUCCCGGGCACGCUCAUCAAUGCCAGCGAGCAGAUUGCCGUGGUGGGGACUGGGGCACUGACAUACGACAUCUAUGCUGGUGAGUUUCUGGUGGACGAUGCCUACACUGCUUCGCCCUACGGCAACUUCUGGCUGAUCUUGGAGCAGCUGCCAGGGGCCGAUCUGGCGGAGCUGCUGUCCCAGCUGAACCGAAAGCCCCCGACUGGCCGUCCGCGCCGUGCUCGAGUGCCAGACUACGUCAGCUCGGGUGAGCCCCAAAAAGGGAACUUCUAUGAGUCUCGGCUGAGCGAAGCUUGGAGACAUCAACUGGAGAAGUUGCGGAAGGAAGCGGUGAUUGAAGAAGAGAAGCAGGAGCCAGAGGAGCCAGAGGAGCCACGGGAGCGUGAGACUCCCGAGCCGAAGCCUCCCAAGGAGGAAUUAGCGGCAGCGCUGGCGGCAUCAGAUGAACGGCUUGACUUUGUCAGCCGCAUGGGCAAAGACUUAUUUUCCCAGCUUGAGGUGAUCUUCCAAUCACAUCCAGCUGACGUGGGGACUGCAGUAGCGGGAGCUGUGGAGAGGUGGCGCCAGCUCUUACCACAAGAGCUGCACAGUGCAGAGGAUGGGGCUCAGACCGUGGAGCAUUUGGAACGAAUGGGUGGCGCGGCAGAGAGGGCAGCACAGGUUGUGCAGGAGGUAGACUUCAGCUCGCAGCGCCAAGCUUUCAUGAAGUCCUGGAAAGAUGGUCUGACCAGCAGCACGCAGGAUCAAGCUGAGUCAGAGGGCUUCUCACAAAUUUGGAAGGAGUUUAACAAAACAUAG
Effrenium voratum is the source of this 8199-nucleotide messenger RNA. The record is from the annotation of a GenBank genome assembly. NCBI's taxonomy places the organism in Eukaryota, Dinophyceae, Suessiales, Symbiodiniaceae.